Paramecium primaurelia is the source of this 2074-nucleotide messenger RNA. NCBI's taxonomy places the organism in Eukaryota, Ciliophora, Oligohymenophorea, Peniculida, Parameciidae. The record is from the annotation of a GenBank genome assembly.
AUGAAUUAAACAAAUAUAGAUUCCAUAGACAAUAAUUAGAACUGUUAAUGCACAGAUAAAUAAUGUGUUGAAUAAUGUUAAUGUAAGACAGGAGGAUAAUGUACUUGCACAAACUGUAAGUGUAGUAAUUGUUAAUGUACAGAUAAAUAAUGUGUUGAAUAAUGUUAAUGUAAAACAGGAGGAUAAUGCAAAUGCACAAACUGUAAGUGUAGUAAUUGUUAAUGUACAGAUAAAUAAUGUGUUGAAUAAUGUUAAUGUAAAACAGGAGGAUAAUGCAAAUGCACAAACUGUAAGUGUAGUAAUUGUUAAUGUACAGAUAAAUAAUGUGUUGAAUAAUGUUAAUGUAAAACAGGAGGAUAAUGCAAAUGCACAAACUGUAAGUGUAGUAAUUGUUAAUGUACAGAUAAAUAAUGUGUUGAAUAAUGUUAAUGUAAAACAGGAGGAUAAUGCAAAUGCACAAACUGUAAGUGUAGUAAUUGUUAAUGUACAGAUAAAUAAUGUGUUGAAUAAUGUUAAUGUAAAACAGGAGGAUAAUGCAAAUGCACAAACUGUAAGUGUAGUAAUUGUUAAUGUACAGAUAAAUAAUGUGUUGAAUAAUGUUAAUGUAAAACAGGAGGAUAAUGCAAAUGCACAAACUGUAAGUGUAGUAAUUGUUAAUGUACAGAUAAAUAAUGUGUUGAAUAAUGUUAAUGUAAAACAGGAGGAUAAUGCAAAUGCACAAACUGUAAGUGUAGUAAUUGUUAAUGUACAGAUAAAUAAUGUGUUGAAUAAUGUUAAUGUAAAACAGGAGGAUAAUGCAAAUGCACAAACUGUAAGUGUAGUAAUUGUUAAUGUACAGAUAAAUAAUGUGUUGAAUAAUGUUAAUGUAAAACAGGAGGAUAAUGCAAAUGCACAAACUGUAAGUGUAGUAAUUGUUAAUGUACAGAUAAAUAAUGUGUUGAAUAAUGUUAAUGUAAAACAGGAGGAUAAUGCAAAUGCACAAACUGUAAGUGUAGUAAUUGUUAAUGUACAGAUAAAUAAUGUGUUGAAUAAUGUUAAUGUAAAACAGGAGGAUAAUGCAAAUGCACAAACUGUAAGUGUAGUAAUUGUUAAUGUACAGAUAAAUAAUGUGUUGAAUAAUGUUAAUGUAAAACAGGAGGAUAAUGCAAAUGCACAAACUGUAAGUGUAGUAAUUGUUAAUGUACAGAUAAAUAAUGUGUUGAAUAAUGUUAAUGUAAAACAGGAGGAUAAUGCAAAUGCACAAACUGUAAGUGUAGUAAUUGUUAAUGUACAGAUAAAUAAUGUGUUGAAUAAUGUUAAUGUAAAACAGGAGGAUAAUGCAAAUGCACAAACUGUAAGUGUAGUAAUUGUUAAUGUACAGAUAAAUAAUGUGUUGAAUAAUGUUAAUGUAAAACAGGAGGAUAAUGCAAAUGCACAAACUGUAAGUGUAGUAAUUGUUAAUGUACAGAUAAAUAAUGUGUUGAAUAAUGUUAAUGUAAAACAGGAGGAUAAUGCAAAUGCACAAACUGUAAGUGUAGUAAUUGUUAAUGUACAGAUAAAUAAUGUGUUGAAUAAUGUUAAUGUAAAACAGGAGGAUAAUGCAAAUGCACAAACUGUAAGUGUAGUAAUUGUUAAUGUACAGAUAAAUAAUGUGUUGAAUAAUGUUAAUGUAAAACAGGAGGAUAAUGCAAAUGCACAAACUGUAAGUGUAGUAAUUGUUAAUGUACAGAUAAAUAAUGUGUUGAAUAAUGUUAAUGUAAAACAGGAGGAUAAUGCAAAUGCACAAACUGUAAGUGUAGUAAUUGUUAAUGUACAGAUAAAUAAUGUGUUGAAUAAUGUUAAUGUAAAACAGGAGGAUAAUGCAAAUGCACAAACUGUAAGUGUAGUAAUUGUUAAUGUACAGAUAAAUAAUGUGUUGAAUAAUGUUAAUGUAAAACAGGAGGGUAAUGCAAAUGCACAAACUGUAAGUGUAGUAAUUGUUAAUGUACAGAUAAAUAAUGUGUUGAAUAAUGUUAAUGUAAAACAGGAGGAUAAUGCAAAUGCACAAACUGUAAGUGCUAAUUGAAACAAAAAAUUGAAGAAAAAUGAAUUCAUA